AUGAAGGCGCACGCGUUUAUUUCCGUCUCCCUUCUCGCGAUGCUCCGCGCUGCCGAGGCGUGCAAGUGCUUCCAGGGCACCAAGGUCAUGGAGGUCCAAACAGACUACUGCUGCCUCGAGAAAGGCGGAUACCCCACCAAGGACCAUGACUGCCCCGCGUCCCAGAUAUCCGACAAACUGUCGGCCUUUGCGACCUGCUGCAAAGAGGAACACUACACGUCAGACUGCAAGUGCCCCAGGGGCUGCUGA
Messenger RNA from Purpureocillium takamizusanense, 249 nucleotides. RefSeq lists its product as uncharacterized. The coding region runs from base 1 to 249 and encodes 82 amino acids. The record is from RefSeq and is a predicted model, not a curated record. NCBI's taxonomy places the organism in Eukaryota, Fungi, Ascomycota, Sordariomycetes, Hypocreales, Ophiocordycipitaceae. The transcript has a single exon.